CCCCACUGUCACUUGCUCAUCUUGUCAACCAUUGAACACCCCCCUGACUAUGACCCUUUGUUUAUAUCAUCAUAAUCUCAAUUUUUAAUAAUUUUUUUUCUUUCUGCUGAUUGCUAAGUAUCAGCACUGAGUAAAUAAGUAUCAUCUUUUACAUUAACCAAAUUCAAUUGAAAUGUCUGGUCCAAGAUAUAUUAAAUCAAGGAAUCCCUUUGAUGAUGAUUUCGAGGAUGAUAUAGAUGAUGAAAGCUUUUUAAAAAAUUCUAGAAGACCACCCCCAAGUUCUCAUGGUCAUAAUAGUAGUUUUGAUGCUCAGAUUCAAACUUUCCAAGAGCGCAAAAAACAAAUAGAAGAAAAUACCAUUCGUAGUAGCGAGCAAAGUUUGAGUAUUUUAAGAGAUUCGGAACAGAUCGGAAUAGCUACUGCAGAAGAAUUGAUGAGACAAAGGGAGAAACUUGAAAAAACUGAUAAGCAAUUGGAUGAUAUUAACAAUACCCUGAGAUUUUCACAGAAACACAUUAAUGGCAUUAAAUCGGUUUUUAGCAGCUUGAAAAAUUAUGUGGCUGGGAAAAACGAUAAGAGUCCCACAACAUCUAGUUCUACACCUAGUACAGUAAGGGAAUCUACAUCAAAUGCAAAUCUGCAAGAGAAACUCCAAACCUACGACCGUUAUGAUGAACAUCCAACAACAAGAUUAAGAGGAAACGACUAUAAUUUGCCCACUUCUACAGGUUCUGGCAGUAGAGAUUUUAGUGCAAAAUUAGAUGCAAAUUUACAAGAAAUGUGCAACAAUAUUUCAAGAUUGAAAGGCCUAGCAGGUGAAUUGGGUCAAGAAAUUGAUACUCAAAAUGAUCUGAUUGAUAAUAUUACUUAUAAAACUGAACAAGCUGAUAUGACUAUACAUAAGCAAAAUAAAGAUAUGAUGAAACUUAUGAAGAAAUAAAAAUAAAUGUAGCUGGAGUUUCACCAAGUACCUAAUAAACUUUAUUGGAACUGGCAAACAAAAACUUUGUCACCGAGUUGCUUUAUUUGAAAAAUAAUAAAAUCUAUUUUUGGUGCAAGCACAAACUGGUUAUUGUAAUUUUAAUUGGUCUAAAACUGGUCAACAAAUUUUUGUAGAAACAGAUAAUUUUAUAAUAGGCCUGUUUCUGCAGAAAUCACAAACCAGUCAGAGUGAAUUUCAUUGAUUGAAACUAGUUUUCUGACUGUUUUCAACCAAUAAAAUUUGCUCUGACUAGUUUGUGAUUUCUGCAGAAGCAGACCCGAUAUAUAUAUACAAAGUAUAAUUUAUUUUUUAGAUAGGUUUUCAUUUAAAUAAUUUGUAGUUAGUAGAAGAAUGUUACUUAUAGAAAAAUACAGAACAUGAACUUAACAAGAAUUUCACAUAAUUGUUUAACACAAUUUGCUUGGCAGUUUCCCUUAUCUUUUUAUGAAUAGCAGCUAUGGUUUUAUAGCAAUGUGAAGAUGGAACUUGAACAAUAAAGCAACCAAAAACAACAUUUAUACACUAAACUAGUAUUGUCUAAUGUAAAAUUUGGCUUCUUGUAAUGGGUAGGCUAUUAAAUUAGGAAAACAUAAUUGAAUAUUUUUUAUUAAGGCUAUUAAAAUUUGUUAAUUUAUCUAUAUUUUGUUACAUACAUAUAUAUUUUGUUCAUUUUACUUAGUAUUAGUUUAUUUUUUUGUAUUUAUUAUAAACAUAAAUGCAUAUGUCUUGGAA
Molecule: messenger RNA, 1714 nt
Organism: Ceutorhynchus assimilis (cabbage seed weevil)
Lineage: Eukaryota; Metazoa; Arthropoda; Insecta; Coleoptera; Curculionidae
Source: the annotation of a GenBank genome assembly